AUGGAGGUUAACACUUGUCGUAUUUGUCGUGGAGAAGCGACACGAACACAGCCUUUGUUGCACCCGUGCAAAUGUAGAGGUUCUAUCAAGUAUAUCCAUCAGGAGUGUUUGCUUGAAUGGCUCAGACAUCUGAACAAACUGUCAGAAAAAUGUGAUAUUUGCAACACCCAGUACAAAUUUCGGAUUAUCUAUGAUCCGGAAAUGCCAUCCCGGAUCCCGUUCUUGCUUGUGUGGUUCAAGUUGAUCCAGAUCUUGCUGCUGGGAGCCAUUAAAUCCGUUCUGAUAGCGCUAUAUAUCAACUGUCUAGUGCUACAAGUACCACUAUACUGGAAGUUUGCUGGUAGAAUCUAUACAUGGGCCAUAGACGGUCAGUUGCCGGCGAAAAACCCGACAUUUUUGCUGGCGCUCUUGUUUGGAGAGUACGAUAUUCGUAGCUAUAUCGAGUCUGCUGCCUCAGCUCUAGACACUGGCUUUGAAGUAUCUUCUUUUCAGCUUCUGCUUCUCAAACUCCGUAAGUUCUUUGAGUACACGUAUUUCAGCGGAAUCCGUUACAUUUUCAUUGCAAUUGCUGUUCAUAUCGCUUUGUUUAUUGAACAUGAAUGGGUAAUAAGAGAUGAAGGAUUUCAAAAGCUUUUGCUUCGAAAGAUCGGCUCUGAACCUAGUGCUAAACUCGUCGACUUGCUCCAGCAGACUUUGCAUGCUCAAAGAGGAGAUGGUAACAAUAAUAAUGAAGAAGCUACGGCCAAUUUGGAACGUUUGGAGACACUUGCUAGAGCCAUCAGAGAUCUUCAAGAUGAAAACAUUAACAAUAACAACAAUAACAAUGAGGCUCUUCGUAAUGCUAUAAAUGCCAGAAAUAUUUUCAACGAUGAUGUCAAUAUUGGCGAAGCUGACGAUGAAGACGAUCUUUCUGAAGGCGAAGAUGAUGAUGAAUGGUUCCAACAAGAUAUUGACCAUGACGAAAUGGAUGCAGAAGUUGCCGCUUUAGCUGAGGCAAAUGCUGAUGGAGGAGGAGGUUUUGGUGAUCUUUUAGAACUCUUUGGGAUCAACUUAAAUAUCAAGACGCCGAUUUUCCUUAUGUUUGUCUCUGACUUUGUCAUUUCUGCAUAUUUAUUUUUGAUAUACUUAAUUCCUCACAUGCUUGGAAACUUGUUCUUCUCGGUGGCUGGCAUGGGGAUCAGAUUGGUCAACUCCAGCGUGAUAAGAAGUCUCAUUUCGCCUAUGAGAUUCCCCGCAUCCAACAUUUAUAUCAAUCUCUUUGAAGCUGAGCAUCCCCACUACUCAUUGGCGGAGAGAAUCAUUCUUCUUACGAUUGGAUAUGCCAUCAUUGCCUUUGGAAUCUACCGGUUUAUGAAAGUACUUGUCAAAGGUAAGAAGCCUGUAAUGGGUACCCCCAGAAAGAUUUACAAGAUUCUCUUCGAGGUAAGCUCCACAGCAAAAGUAUUUUUCAUCUUUUCCAUUGAGAUCUUCUUCUUCCCUGUCUACUGUGGAUGGCUUCUUGACUUUUGUGUGGCACCUUUAGUCUUGCCCCAGUUCACGAGGAAGUCACCUUCAGGUGUUGAUACGUUUGUGGUGUUGGUAUCUUCGUAUUAUGACUCACUCCAGGAGACAUAUUUGCGUGUAUUAAUGUACUGGAGCUCGGGAACACUUUAUAUGCUUCUCUUUGCACUUUUUGUUGGCAUGGUUCGUACCAAUAUCUUACGCCCCGGCGUUCUUUUCUUCAUCAGAUCACCUGACGACCCCAAUGCCCGUUUAAUCCAUGAUGCUCUCGUGAAACCACUCAUGUUGCAAUUGUCUCGUAUAUACUUGAGUGCUAAAGUGUAUACUGGAUUUAUUAUAAUUGGUAUUGGAGGUGUCACCUGGGGAUUGAGACAUAUAUUGAGCACUACAAAAGGAACCAUAUUUCUUCCAAUACAGAGUUCUUCGGUCUUCUUUGAUAUCAUCCUCUGUGUUUUGGCGACGAGAAGCUUGGUUUCCCAGCAAUGGGCUCUUGAAUACUGUCAGCUAUACUGGACUAGAGUGUUCGAAAUCUCGUGUCACAAGUUGCGUUUGUCUCACUUCAUUUUGGGCAAGCCGAUUUCGCAAGAAAGAGGCUAUACUGUCUACAGAAACAUUUUCCAGACGAUAAUGGCCACGGCCCAGCCUGAUUUCACCUCCCCAGUCUCAUACAGACAAGCCCAAGAGAUCUUUAAACUGAACCCCAAUGUUAAUGCCUGUUUUGUUCCUGAUGGUAACUAUAUUAGAGCUCCAGACAGCGACACGGUUUCUCGUAAAUUCGUCAAGAAGUUGUUCGUCUCUGUCACAAAGGACGACAAGUUACUAACUGCAGCAGAAAUCAACACUGCCCCUUCAGCUUACGAGACUCCUUCAUCUGAAGCAGAAGACGAACUCAGUACAGACAAUUCAUACACUAUUGUCUACAGACCGCCUCACUUCAAGAUGCGCUGUUUGGCACUUAUUUGUAUGCUUUGGGUGUUUGCUGUCAUCAUAACUAUGGCAGUAACAUUUGGAGCAUUGUUGCUGGGACGGAUGAUACUCAUUGUUGCCCUGUACACUGCUGAUUCCAAGUUGUACGAUGCCAUGGUCAAACGCCAAUACCGAUUCGACAUCCCGUGUUUGGCAAUUGGUCUACUUUUGGAAUUCACCUUGUUGUAUCAAUUUGACCAGGGUCGGCCUCAGCAACAACUUGGAAACCAAAGAAAUGCAGGCAACGAGUUCAGAUUUGAUCAAUUCCAAGAACGGUUCAGAAAGGAGUUGACUUACGUAUGUGUCAUCGGCUCUUUUCUCUUAUGGGCCCUUUGGGUUCAGGGUGUACACAUUCUCUGUGUGGAUCGCCCGAUUCGUUUCUUGUUCAACACCCCCGAUGGUCCAUUUAUAGUUGACAAGUUUUCUAUUCCCGUCCAUUUCCUUGUCUCGUUCUGGACGUUUCUCCCAUUCAUUUACUACGUUAUGAACUCCACUAGGUUUGUACGUAUUGAAAACAAUAAUGAUGGCGAGUUUGACAUUGCUCGAAUUCUCUCGGCAUGUGGAUUCUACCAGGCGUUGAUCAACAUCGCUAUCGUAGUAGUCCCUACAGCUUCACUCAAUUUCUACUUGUCAUAUCUCGGAAAGCCAGCUGACGACUCAAGACGGAUCUACAUGUUUCCCUUAGCCUACUUUUUCUUCAUUGUAGCCAAGUCGAUUCACGAAGCAUACCGAUUCUAUUCUAGAGUCAACGACCAGGUAAAGAACGAGCGUUAUGUGAGAGGUAGAGCUAUUGAAAAUGUUGAAAUUUCUGACAACGAACAAUAG
Scheffersomyces stipitis CBS 6054 is the source of this 3291-nucleotide messenger RNA. RefSeq names its product E3 ubiquitin-protein ligase. The coding region runs from base 1 to 3291 and encodes 1096 amino acids. The transcript has 5 exons. The record is from RefSeq and is a predicted model, not a curated record. Gene Ontology annotation, molecular function: zinc ion binding. Gene Ontology annotation, cellular component: endoplasmic reticulum membrane. NCBI's taxonomy places the organism in Eukaryota, Fungi, Ascomycota, Pichiomycetes, Serinales, Debaryomycetaceae.